Molecule: messenger RNA, 1181 nt
Organism: Drosophila biarmipes
Lineage: Eukaryota; Metazoa; Arthropoda; Insecta; Diptera; Drosophilidae
Product: acidic mammalian chitinase
Exons: 3
Coding region: 1-1113 (370 amino acids)
Biological process (GO): carbohydrate metabolic process; chitin catabolic process
Cellular component (GO): extracellular region
Molecular function (GO): chitinase activity; chitin binding
Source: RefSeq, a predicted model, not a curated record
AUGGGAAAGUUUUUGGCACUACUCGCAGUCCUCUGCCUUGGCCAGGUGAUCGGUGCUGAGCGCAUCGUCAACUGCUACUGGGGCACCUGGGCCAACUACCGCAGCGGCAACGGCAAGUUCGAUGUGUCCAACAUCGAUGCCGGUCUGUGCACCCACCUGAGCUACUCCUUCUUCGGGAUCAACGACAACGGCGAGAUCCAGUCCCUGGACACCUGGUUGGACUACGACCUGGGCUUCAUCAGCAAGGCGGUGGGUCUGAAGAGCCAUAACCCCAACCUGAAGGUCCUGGCCGUGGUCGGUGGCUGGAACGAGGGCUCCACCAAGUACUCCUCGAUGUCCGGCGACUGGUACAAGCGUCAAAACUUCAUCAACUCCGCCCUCAACCUGCUGCGCAACAACGGAUUCGAUGGCCUGGACCUGGACUGGGAGUACCCCAACCAGCGUGGAGGCAACUGGAACGAUCGCUCCAACUUUGUGACCCUGCUCCGCGAACUGAAGGAGGCCUUCGCUCCCUAUGGCUACGAGCUGAGCAUUGCUGUGGGUGCCGGUGAGGCCCUGGCCAGCAGCUCCUACGAGAUCUACAACAUUGCCCAGCAGGUGAACUUCAUCAACGUGAUGACCUACGACUUCGCCAUGGCCUCCGACGGCCAGACCGGCUUCAACGCCCCUCAGUGGGCCGUGGAGAACGCCAUCAACUUCUGGCUGAGCCAGGGUGCUCCGGCCAACAAGCUGGUGCUCGGCGUCGGCACCUAUGGACGCUCCUUCCAGCUGUCGGACUCCUCCCAAAACUGGCCAGGAGCCCCGUGCCGCGGCGAGGGAUCUGCCGGCUCCUACACUGGUUCCACUGGCUACCUGGGCUACAACGAGAUCUGCCAGAACAACUGGUACACCGUCUUCGACUACGACAACGCCGCUCCCUACGCCUUCUCCGGUGACCAGUGGGUGAGCUUCGACAACGUGCUCAGUGUCCAGUACAAGAUGGACUUUGCCCUGCGCAACAAUCUGGCCGGCGCCAUGAUCUGGUCCCUGGAGACCGACGACUACCGUGGUCAGUGCGGCGAGGCCUAUCCUCUGCUCCGCGCCAUCAACAUGAAGCUGCGUUGGGACAUCUAAACGGGGUGCCGAUUGGGAAGAAUAAACGAUAAAAAAUAAAAAAAAAACUUUUCUUUUUCGACAUUUUA